AUGAACAAAGAGAAACUGGACUUGGAGAUGAUGAGGUCUGACAUACUGAAACAAAGUGACAUAUUAGAACAAGUGAUACAAGAUAUAGACGAGGAAAAAGAAAAACUGAAAAACACAAAGACUGAGCUACAACAGAAGAAAGAACAUGCAGAAAGUCAGUUUUAUGAGAUCAACAGAGAGAAAAUCAACAUUGAAGAUCUGACCAUUCAGCUUCAGACAGAAAGAGACAAACUUGACAAUGUCAUGAACAUGAUAACCUUAAAACAAGAAGAACAACAACUCAAGGAAGAAGAGUUCAUAAGACAAAUACAAGUACUGGAAACCAGUAAGAACAGUGUACUGUUAGAAAGAGAAGAACUGGAACUUUUGAGGAAGGAUCUCAACAGGAAGAAAGAAGAGGUUGAAGCUGCCAUGAUCACCAUCAAUGGAGAGAGAGAACAACUCAAUGAGAUGAAGAGUAGUAUUGACCUGGACAGACGAAUGCUCGAGAAAGAAAAGGACAGAAUGGAAGGAGAAAGUUCUGAGCUGAAAAUAAGAGAAGAUCAACUCCUGAAUGAAAUGAAAUCCCUUGAAUAUCUGAGGGAAAAACUGCAACAGCUGAAUGAAAGGAUGAGUGAAGAUGUGAAAAAGAAAAUCAUGAGACUGGAACACAACAAUGAAGACUUACUAAAACUGUUGAGUGUUUUGGGGCAAAAGCAUGAGGCUCUGGAUAAACUGAAGGAAAAUAUGUUAUCUUACACUGAGAUAUUAGAAAGAGAAAGAGAAGGGUUGAAGAGUACGAUGUCAGAAAUUGUAAUGCAGAGACAAGAAAUGGCCAAUCGACUGAAAAAAGAGACUGAGUUGGAAAAGACACAUCUUAUAGAACUAAAGGCAGAGCGGAAGCAAGACAGAGAGGAUCUGGAUAGAGAGAUUGAGAUGAUGAACAAAGAGAAACUGGACUUGGAGCUGAUGAGGUCUGAAAUCCUGAAACAAAGUGACAUAUUAGAACAAGUGAUACAAGAUAUAAAAGAGGAAAAAGAAAAACUGGAAAUCACAACGACUGAGCUACAAAAGAAGAAAGAACAUGCAGACAGUCAGUUUGAUGAGAUCAACAGACAGAAAACCAACAUUAAAAAUCUGACCCUUCAGCUUCAGACAGAAAGAGACAAACUUGACAAUGUCAUGAACAUGAUAACCUUAAAACAAGAAGAACAACAACUCAAGGAAGAAGAGUUCAAAAGACAAACACAAGAACUGGAAACCAGUAAGAACAGUGUACUGGUAGAAAGAAAAGAACUGGAACUUUUGAGGAAGGAUCUCAACAGGAAGAAAGAAGAGGUUGAAACUGCCAUGAACAUCAUCAGUGGAGAGAGGGAACAACUCAAUGAGAUGAAGAGCAGUACUGACAUGGACAGACGAAUGCUCCAGAAAGAAAAGGACAAAAUGGAAGGAGAAAGAUCAGAGCUGAAAAUGAGAGAAGAUCAACUCUUGAAUGAAAUGAAAUCAACAAAAACUCUGAGGGAAAAACUACAACAGCUGAAUGAAAGGAUGAGUGAAGACGUGAAAAACAAAAUCAUGAGACUGGAACAAAACAAUGAAGACUUAUUGAAACUGUUGAGUGUUUUGGAGCAAAAGCAUGAGGUUCUGGAUAAACUUAAGGAAAAUAUGUCAUCUUACACUGAGACAUUAGAGAGAGAAAGAGAAGGGUUGAAGAGUACGAUGUCAGAAAUUGUCAUGCAGAGACAAGAAAUGGCCAAUCGACUGAAACAAGAGACUGAGUUGGAAAAGACACAUCUUAUAGAACUAAAGGCAGAGCAGAAGCAAGACAGAGAGGAUCUGGAUAGAGAGAGUGAGAUGAUGAACAAAGAGAAACUGGACUUGGAGCUGGUGAGGUCUGACAUCCUGAAACAAAGUGACAUAUUAGAACAAGUGAUACAAGAUAUAAAAGAGGAAAAAGACAAACUGGAAAUCACAAAGACUGAGCUACAAAAGAAGAAAGAACAUGCAGACAGUCAGUUUGAUGAGAUCAACAGACAGAAAACCAACAUUAAAGAUCUGACACUUCAGCUUCAGACAGAAAGAGACAAACUUGACAAUGUCAUGAACAUGAUAACCUUAAAACAAGAAGAACAACAACUCAAGGAAGAAGAGUUCAAAAGACAAACACAAGAACUGAAACCAGUAAGAACAGUGUACUGUUAG
Messenger RNA from Perca flavescens (yellow perch), 2181 nucleotides. RefSeq names its product trichohyalin-like. The transcript has a single exon. The record is from RefSeq and is a predicted model, not a curated record. The coding region runs from base 1 to 2181 and encodes 726 amino acids. Lineage: Eukaryota; Metazoa; Chordata; Actinopteri; Perciformes; Percidae.